AUGGAAAUGGGAAAAGCAAAACAAAACCAGGGAGGUCACACUGAGCUCACAUUUCCUGCCCAUGCUCUUACACAAGUAAAAGAGGUUCCUAAAAGCCUGAUUCAAACCUCCGGCAGGAUGGGAACUGCCCGCAGUAGAGAAGAAGCUCCUCUGCCUGGAAUUGCCUGGAAUGAGUAUUUAAGCAAUUUUAAACGUGGGACCGCAACAGGCAGCCACUUCUCAAACGCAACUUCAAAGGUGGCAACAACCGCUGCCACCUUGUUGGAUGCUGCCAAUUCGAGCGACUAUCCUUAUGAGUACUUGGACGAGGAGGAUUACAUGCAGUAUGGCCUCUGCACAAAAGAAGAGGUAUUCUCCUUUAGCAGCGUAUUCUUGCCAUCUUUUUACACUGUGGUCUUCCUGGUCGGGUUGGCUGGAAAUGUCCUCCUGUUUAUUGUCCUCAUUAUGUACAUCAAGAAGAAGAAGAAGAUGACCGAGGUGUAUCUGCUGAAUCUGGUGGUUUCAGACUUCUUCUUGCUACUAACCCUUCCCUUUUGGGCUCUGUACAUUUCUCAGUGGGUGACCUGGGACAUACUGUGCCCGGUCUUAAAUGCCAUGUACACUGUGAAUUUCUACAGUGGUAUCUUUUUUGUGAGCUGCAUGAGUCUGGACAUGUAUCUGCAGAUAGUUCACGCUUGCUCUCCUCGCAGCUUCAUGACAUGGAGGAAGUCCAUCCUCGUCGUCUUGGUGGUAUGGGUCCUUUCCAUACUCCUCUCCAUUCCUGAUGGCCUUUUCACCAGCACAAGACAAAUCCACAACAAAACCAUCAUGUGCACCCAUUAUUAUGGCCAGAAACACUUAUUUUGGAAAGUUGUCUUUCGGGUCAUUCAAAACACCCUGGGUUUCCUUUUUCCCUUCCUCUUCAUGAUGUUCUGCUAUUCCCGCAUAGCGUGUGUCCUCACCAUGUCUCAGAUGCCUGGCUCAAGGAGAGCACUCUGCUUAGUCUUUACUCUGGUGGGUGUCUUCUUUGUCCUGUGGUCCCCUUACAACAUUGUCCUCAUCCUUCACUCCCUGCAAGAUGUCGGUGUGAUCAGGAGCUGUGAAAGCAGUAGGCAAUUGGACUAUGCCAUGCAGAUCACGGAGAGUUUGUCCUUUGUCCACUGCUGUCUCAACCCCUUGCUCUAUGCUUUUGUGAAGAAACGAUUCAGGUUAUAUUUACGGAAGAUUCCUUGGGCCAUUUUCAGGAGAAGCGCUUUCUUUGACAUCCAACCCUCAGAGACAAGCCAGUCUUACAGCAGAUAUGCAGUUCAGAUAGAAAUGUUGAGUAUCACAAAUGCAUGAUAAAUAUUUACGUUGUUUACAUUAUGCGUAUGCCCUCUAUGCUAUA
Gavia stellata (red-throated loon) is the source of this 1366-nucleotide messenger RNA. It is a transcript of the gene ACKR2, whose product is annotated as atypical chemokine receptor 2. Gene Ontology annotation, molecular function: chemokine receptor activity. The transcript has 4 exons. Gene Ontology annotation, biological process: G protein-coupled receptor signaling pathway; chemotaxis; immune response. Gene Ontology annotation, cellular component: membrane. The record is from RefSeq and is a predicted model, not a curated record. Lineage: Eukaryota; Metazoa; Chordata; Aves; Gaviiformes; Gaviidae. The coding region runs from base 1 to 1320 and encodes 439 amino acids.